This is a messenger RNA of Pungitius pungitius (ninespine stickleback), 4327 nucleotides long. RefSeq names its product zinc finger protein 395b (gene znf395b). Gene Ontology annotation, biological process: regulation of transcription by RNA polymerase II. Gene Ontology annotation, molecular function: DNA-binding transcription factor activity; RNA polymerase II cis-regulatory region sequence-specific DNA binding. Gene Ontology annotation, cellular component: nucleus. The transcript is spliced from 10 exons. The record is from RefSeq and is a predicted model, not a curated record. Bases 304 to 1647 code for a protein of 447 amino acids. NCBI's taxonomy places the organism in Eukaryota, Metazoa, Chordata, Actinopteri, Perciformes, Gasterosteidae.
ACAUGAAGUGAGGUUCGGACAGAGGAUGCUGCUGCCGCUGCUCUGGUAACCCCUCACCUACAUCAUCCUUUUGUGCACGCUUUGCCCAGCUGCCACAGCGCCGGCAUUGGUUCGUCAACCGGACACACGUAGGCGCGGAUCCAACGGACCAACCCCCUUUUUCCCUCGAACCACACACACACACACGCACACACCCCCGGACAGACUGGAGAGCCGGUGAGCGGCGGGACAACCACCCGAACAGCAACGAGCGGCACCGAGGGAGGUGUGAGACAGUGCAGAUCCCCCUCAUUUUGGGCAGCUAUGGGACCUGAGGACAGAGCCAGACCAGGCCCGGGCGGGACGGCAGUCCACCCUGUGGGAGCGCAGGCCCGCUUCUUGCCACCGGCGUCUGGAGGCAGCGACGAGGGGCCCGACGCCCAGCAGACCCUGGUGUGCACCCCGAGGUGCGUGCAGGCGGAGAGGGGGUCCGCGGACAGCCGGCAUCACAAGGACACAACAUCAAUCCAGCUGCAGGAGAGGGAGGCCGCUUCCUCGCGUACGGCGGCACCCACAAUGCACAGCUUCCGCAGCCCAGAGUCGGUGGAGAUGGACGAGAUCAUGGCGGCCAUGGUUCUGACCAGUCUGUCCUGCAGCCCCGUGGUCCAGAGCCCCCCGCCGAACGAUCCCAGACCAGCCGGCUCCUCUUCCACCGCCGACAUGGAGUGUGGCGGCGGCGAGCUCUCCGACAGCGGCAGCAGCGGCUACUGGAGCUGGGACCACGGCAACGUAAGUCCCGCCCCCUCGCCAUCCGUCACAGAGAUGGACAGCAGCCCGGAUGAAGGCCUGCAAAUGGAUCUGGAGCAGGGGGAGGAGGUCCAUGCCAAAAAGCCCAAGAGCUCUUUCAGAGGGAUGUAUAAGUGUCUGUGGCCCAGCUGUGGCAAGGUGCUCACGUCUUCAGUUGGAAUAAAGAGACACAUACGUGUGCUGCAUCUGGGCAGUGGGUCGGAUCAGUCCCAGAGAGAAGAGGACUUCUACUACACCAGGAUCUCCUGUGAGGCCGAGGACUUCAGCUCCGCUCUGGCUCCGCUUCUGGCUCCGGCUCCGGCUCCGGUUCUGGCUCCUGCUCCUGCUCCUGCUCCGGCUCCUUCCCAGCAAGCUCCGUGCCAAGCCUCGUCCUCCCAUCUGAGCUGGGCCUCCCGCGGUUCCCCUCCUCCCUCUGGCCUGCAGAUCCCCCCAGCUCACAGGCCCAGGUCCAACUCCAGCUCCGAGGCCGGCAAGAACCGGGCCAUUCCGCUCAGCCAGUCGGCCCCCAGCAGCUUCUGGCAGAUCCACUCGGAGCACCUCUAUCAGGCCUGUAGCCCCGUCCAGGUAUCUGAGGCCUUCAGAAGCCCCGGCUGCCAGGGUUGGACCCCUUCCACCUCCAUCUCUGGCCACAGUAACACUCCGGUGGUAAAACCUCGGUGUCGGUCCGUCAGCGUUGGGGAACAGUGGCUCCAACAGAACAGGCUGCAACCAAUAAGUGUGUCUCCUUUGCGCACUCACUGCUCCUUCAGAAAGGGUCGCGGCGAGGCCAAAAAGUGCCGCAAGGUGUACGGAGUGGAGCGCAAGGACCAGUGGUGCACCGCCUGUCGCUGGAAAAAGGCCUGCCAGCGCUUCCCCGACUAAAGACUGUGAUGGAGAAAGAGACAGGACAAGUGGAUGGAUGGAUGGAUGGAUGGAUGGAUGAGUGAGAGAAAAAGAGACUAUUAUCAAAAAGAGGAUAUAAAUCCGGGCCCGAGAGCCAUCAAGAAAAACCACACUUCUGUUUUUUUUACUUUCAGGCUACAUCCACUCUAACACGUUUUCAUUAUAAACGCCUGGUCACGUUUAUGUCCACGCUAAUCUGACCAUAUCAAAAUGCUUUAGGACAGGAAAUGAAAAGUCUUCAUUUCAGUAAAUAUGUUGUAGCCAACUUGUUUCUGUACAGGGCUUGUACAGCAAUGCAGUAUUUCAUGAAUAUGAGAUCAUUACAAUCCCUCCUUGUUGUUGCGGGGAGAGUUCAUGGCUCUUCCGCAGGUUACACCUCCAGUCUAGUUAUAUCUCUGGCUCGGACUUGUUGUCUUUUUGAUUUUUACUUUUGGUUUGUACGCCCACUGGUGUUUCAGAGCAGAAGGCCCCGCGUAGAAUAUAUCACCUCCACAGAUACUCACAAAGGUCUCGCUGCCGUGUGGAGUUCUGUUCAUUCAUCUCCUUCACUCCAUUUCUGUAAUAUGUACAGCGCCACUCCUCAGAAGUACACCUGCUUUAGCUGUACUUAUUUCCCCUCCUCAAAGCACAAACACUACAAUUCAGUACUGUAUUCCUGGUUUCAUCAUUUUCAAACAUAGGCUAACAGAUCCGGGUUGUGAAAAAAUAGAAUGGUGCCAGUACCGGGCCAAACUAAGGCCUGCACCCGACCCCUUUCCUGGAGAAAAAGAAUCAUUCAGUUCAAUUCAUCCAAUCCAAGCUGUGCCUCAAUUCAGUGGGCUGCAUCCUCAUGAGGACUCAGUCUUCUGGUCUACCUUCGGCCGGGUCCUCCUUCCUGCUUGGGUCAUCAGCUUCACCUCCAUAGCUCCCGUUGCCUAGCAACCUGCAGCGUUUGACAGUAAAAGCCUAUAAACCCGAAAAAACGUAUAAAGUACAGAUAGAGAAGAAAUCUUUUUAUUUUUUCAUUUUAUUCAAGAACAUAUGCUUCACCAGAUGCGUGAUAUAUUUCAAUAACGUUCGAGGGAUUUUAAGUUCAAUUAAUAUUGGUACUUUUAGCUAAAAGUAAUAUUGCAAUCUUAAGGCAGAGGAAAUCAAUCAAAACAGUCAACUAAAUCCACAACAGCAAACACAUUUAUUAACUCGUAAGCACAGACAUUUUAUUUUCUUCUUACAUAUUCAAGCUAAUUUAACUGUAACUUAAGAUAUUACAGAAUAUGUCCAAGCUAGAGUAGCUGAAUGUCCCCACACACAUGGUUCUCCUUCAGCUCCAUAAAACAUAACUAAAUGUAAAGUUUAUAAUCACACAUUAAUCCAACAGGAGCAAAGCUAGUUCAGUUUCUUUGUUUAUUUAUUCUGUAACAUUACUGACUUAGAAAGUGAUAUUUCAGGUUCAUAAUAUGAUGUAUAAACUAUAUAUAGACACCCCUGCUCUACAGUGUGGAAGUUAAGGCAUUAACUUUUCAAUAAGAAAUACAGUGAAUUCUAUUACUCAACGUUACAAUUUAAAAGUGAAGUCUUCCCUGCUGUUGGCUCACCUGCCUCCGCUCUGAAUAAAUUAAAUCCUCGUCAGCCCGUACUGCUGGUAGACCAGAUGUGUCCUCCACACCGGCUCCUGGAGGGCUGCGUCCCUCGGCCACGUUCAAGGAUCCCACGGAACACCAUGGUUGAGACGGCCAAGGGACGAAUGCGUCCUUAAGGAUGCAGCCUAGCCGGAUUGAGACACACCCGAGGUCAUUGGUGUCACCUAGUGGUGAGAUUGCAGAUUGAAACUGAUUGAAACUGCAUAAACGGCUUACUUAAAGGAAACAAAAACACAUUUUUCAGGCAAUUGUACAUUGUAUAAAACUGGGUCCUAGCUAAGAAAUCUCUGGUCUCCCUUUUGUUCUUCAAACCACUGAGUAGACGAUCGGCUUCCUGUUUACACUCAAACGCCCAGCGAAGGUGACGGUUCCUGUGACAGGUGUUUACAGCCGUGUUGUAUGGUUGGAGGUCACUUCUAGAAACGGUGCUAAAACGCUUGCGUCCACAGAGGUGUUGGAGUGGAUGUAGCCUCUUUCCUAAAGAAAUGCAAAAGGACUUUUCUGUAUCUUUGUAACUUGAUCCUGAACUCUGAAGUCUGCGAUGGUGCUAACUGUUGUCUGACUCUGGUCAUGUGAUGUGCUAAGCCUACAAUACUCUCCUACUUUAUCCAAAGGUUCAUAUUACUACCCUGUAGCUCCACUGUAUUAGACAGCUACUUGGCUGUUGUCUGUAUACCAAUACUCUCUUCCAGUGGUUACACAGUGGUCAUGAUGUUCAUUCGAUUUUGUGCUUUGACUUACGUACAAGUAUUUAAACCUUCUUUUUUUUAUCGUCUCGUUCCGCCUGUGUAUUGGGCAUAGUUUUUUUUUUUUAUUAUUCAUGUUUUUUGGCACUUUGUUGGACUAUAAACUCACAAGAAUAAGCUACAUUUGGUUUGACUCAACCAAGUUACUGUUUCCUUCCUGCCCCUCUGUUGGCAUACAACCAGUGUUAAUGGUUUUUCAGCUAUGGAGUCAUGGCAGCGGGACUAGUAUUUGGGAAAUGAGUAAUAGCAAUAAAAUCAUUUAAAAAAAAGGAAAUAUAUUGUCAAACACAAAUU